This is a messenger RNA of Corylus avellana, 1853 nucleotides long. Its product is annotated as Transmembrane amino acid transporter family protein. Lineage: Eukaryota; Viridiplantae; Streptophyta; Magnoliopsida; Fagales; Betulaceae. The record is from RefSeq and is a predicted model, not a curated record.
CAUAGUACAUACACACUUGUUGAGAGGGAGAGAGUGGAGUAGCAGAGCAAGAGGUAGAGGUUGGAGAUAGAUAUAAACCCGGUUUGGGUUCACAAGCAGAGGCACACAGAGGGUUUUGGAAGCUGAGAAUGGAGGAGAGGCCAGAGACAGAGUUGAUAUCGAUACCGGCGACGCCGAGAGCGUCGACGCCGGAGAUACAGACGCCGACGGGGCAGAGGUCGCCGAGGCCGGCGUCUAACAGGGAGGGGAAGACCUCGACGGCGUGGACUCCGACGUCGUUUAUAUCCCCUCGGUUUCUGAGCCCCAUUGGGACGCCGAUGAAGAGGGUGCUGAUCAACAUGAAGGGUUACUUGGAGGAGAUGGGUCAUCUCACGAAGCUCAACCCUCAGGACGCUUGGCUUCCCAUCACCGAGUCUCGCAAUGGGAACGCUCACUACGCUGCGUUUCACAACCUCAAUGCCGGGGUUGGCUUCCAGGCCCUGGUUUUGCCCGUUGCCUUUGCCUUUCUCGGCUGGAGUUGGGGAAUACUUUCUUUGACCAUAGCCUACUGUUGGCAACUCUAUACUCUCUGGAUUCUAGUUCAGCUACAUGAGGCAGUUCCAGGAAAGCGGUACAACAGAUAUGUGGAGCUUGCAGAAGCAGCAUUUGGGGAAAGAUUGGGUGUCUGGCUUGCUCUCUUCCCGACUGUUUAUUUAUCAGCCGGAACGGCAACAGCUUUGAUUCUUAUAGGAGGGGAGACCAUGAAACUAUUUUUUCAGAUAGUUUGCGGGCCCCUCUGUUCAUCGAAUCCCCUUACAACAGUAGAGUGGUAUCUGGUGUUUACUUCUCUAUGCAUUGUUCUAUCUCAGCUCCCAAACCUCAAUUCAAUUGCUGGACUUUCUCUCAUAGGGGCUGUAACAGCCAUCACUUACUCCACCAUGGUGUGGGUCCUCUCCGUAAGCCAACAAAGGCCACCACUAAUAUCAUAUGAACCCCUUUCAUUGCCGUCCUUCAAUGCUUCUCUCUUUUCAGUCUUGAAUGCACUCGGAAUUAUAGCCUUUGCAUUUAGGGGACACAAUUUGGUUUUAGAGAUCCAGGCAACUAUGCCAUCGACAUUUAAGCACCCAGCUCAUGUUCCUAUGUGGAGAGGAGCCAAAGUUGCCUACUUCUUUAUUGCCAUGUGCUUGUUCCCUGUUUCCAUUGGAGGCUAUUGGGCUUACGGAAAUCUUAUGCCUUCAGGAGGGAUUCUUAAUGCCUUGUAUGCAUUUCACAGUCACGACAUUCCAAGAGGACUUCUUGCAAUGACUUUUCUGCUAGUUGUGUUCAACUGUUUGAGCAGUUUCCAGAUAUACUCCAUGCCUGUUUUUGACAGCUUCGAAGCCAGCUACACGAGCCGAACCAACCGCCCCUGCUCGAUUUGGGUCAGGUCUGGUUUUCGUGUAUUCUAUGGAUUUGUCAACUUCUUCAUAGGAGUGGCACUCCCUUUCCUCUCCAGUCUUGCUGGUCUGUUGGGAGGACUCACACUUCCAGUCACAUUUGCUUACCCUUGCUUCAUGUGGGUUCUCAUAAAGAAGCCUACAAAAUACAGCUUCAAUUGGUACUUCAACUGGAUCCUUGGCUGGUUAGGAAUUGCUUUUAGCUUGGCCUUUUCCAUUGGAGGAAUCUGGAGCAUGGUUAACAAUGGACUUAAGUUGAAAUUCUUCAAGCCCAACUGAGAUUUAGGCAAAGAAAGCUUAAUGGGGGGGCUUUGGAGUUUUUCAGAGUUAAUGUAAUGUUGGAAUUAUAUUAUGUUGUUUUCUAUACAGUAACUGUCAUGUAAGAACCUCUUCCCUGUGGCUUAUAUAUAGUAGUAAACUGUUGUCUUGUUGAAUUCA